Messenger RNA from Talaromyces amestolkiae, 2727 nucleotides. RefSeq lists its product as uncharacterized. Gene Ontology annotation, molecular function: oxidoreductase activity; FAD binding. Bases 1 to 2727 code for a protein of 908 amino acids. The record is from RefSeq and is a predicted model, not a curated record. The transcript is spliced from 10 exons. Lineage: Eukaryota; Fungi; Ascomycota; Eurotiomycetes; Eurotiales; Trichocomaceae.
AUGUCGAAAUUUUCGCUCCAUGGUCGAACCGCGCUGGUAACGGGAGGUGCUCGAGGAUGUGGAUUGGCAUUUGCACGCGGAUUGGCAGAAGCUGGAGCAAAUGUCGCUAUCUUCGACGUAAUUGAACCAGACGCCGCAUUCUAUGAGAUCGAGAAGGAUCAUAAAGUUCGCACAGCUCAUUACAAGGUUGAUGUGUCGUCCCCAGAAUCCCUCGAAAAAGGCUUCGCCGACUUCCAACGCGAUUUCGAUAAUGCCCUCGACAUCUGCGUUCCAUGCGCCGGAAUCAACCGCCAUCUCCCUUUCUUAGAAUUCACUUUCAAAGAACACCACGAUUUGGUCUCCGUGAACGUGUUAGGUCUAUAUUUUACUGCUCAGGCCGCGGCAAAACAGAUGAUUGCGAAUGGAACAAAACAUGGUAGCAUCGUCUUGGUAGCAAGUAUGGCAAGUCAUAUCGCUGUAAGGGAUCAGUUGUGCAGCGCCUAUUGCGGUACCAAAGGUGCUGUACGAUCCAUGUGUCCGGCAAUUGCGAAAGAGCUAGCACAAUAUGGCAUCCGGGUCAACUCAGUCUCACCUGGAUAUGUGCGAACGGAGAUGACAGCAGCCUUUUCACAUCUCCUUCCAAAAUGGGAGUCGGAAGCCAUGCUUAACCGCAUCGCCGAGCCUGAGGAUAUUAUGGGAGCAUGUGUUUUUCUUGCCAGUGAUGCAAGCUCCUACAUGACCGGACAGGAUAUCAUCGUAGAUGGGGGAGUCACCCGAUGGUUCAUGCUACAUACUUCACACUUGCUCCGCCAGCUGCAUGAUGGCUAUGUGUUUCAUAACUAUGUAGUGCUGGCCGCUUCGGUAACUUUUGUGCGAAAGAAUAGAAAAAUAGAUCAUCUUUUAUCGAAAAUGGCACCCGCUGCAGAGAACGAAGGAUACAGUCUUAAUGGCGCGAUUGGUGCUUCGACGACAGUUGUUGUCGUCGGCGCCGGGCCUGCGGGCUUAAUGCUAGCAUGUAAUCUCGUGCGAUUCGGUAUCGAUGUGAUUAUCCUAGACGACCGACCCGAAAAGACUUCGGCUGGCAAGGCAGACGGCAUACAACCUAAAACCAUUGAGACCUUCAAGCAAAUGCGGCUUGCUGACUCUUUAUUGAAAAAUGCCGCUCGUGUUUAUGACAUCUCUUUCUGGCAAUCAAAGCCGGAAGCACCACUCAAAAGGACCGGGCGACAAAUUCACUACCCCGAUCAUCUCGUUGGAGCCUCAGAUCCGUACAUUUUGCUCGCGCAUCAAGGCAUGGUCGAAGAUCUCUUCAUUGACGACAUGAGCUCGAGAGGCGCUUUCGUGACAAGAAACAGUCGAUUCAUUUCUUGCUCACGGGUGGCAGGCACUAAGAUGUUGGAUGUGACAUACGAAGAUACCCUCAGCAAAACUAUCAAGACUAUCCGAACCGAGUAUUUGGUUGGAUGCGAUGGUGCUCGGUCUAAAGUUAGAGAGUUUAUCCCGAACGCCCAAUUGAUUGGCGAGAUGACCAACGCCUCAUGGGGUGUACUCGAUGGUGUCAUUGAUACGGACUUUCCUGACUUAUGGAGCAAAGUUGCUGUGCGGUCUCAUGUGGCCGGAUCAAUCUUAUGGAUUCCUCGAGAACGCAACUUGACUCGAUUAUACGUCCAACUCAGCGAGACCGAUGGCGAACGAGUCGAUAGACUGAAAGCCACACCAGAAUACGUUAUGCAACGUGCCAGAGAUGCAAUGUAUCCGUUUCGGCUUGAGUGGAAGACAAUUGAAUGGUUUGGAAAUUAUGUCGUAGGCCAACGAGUAGCAAAUCAUUUUAUGGAUUCAGAUGCUAGGAUAUUCAUUGCUGGUGAUGCUGGACAUUGUCAUUCCGCCCUUGCAGCCCAAGGAGCAAAUACAAGUAUGCACGACAGCUUGAAUUUGGCAUGGAAACUCAACGCUGUUAUUCGUGGUAUAAGCAAGCCCUCGCUUCUAGCUACCUAUGAAGAGGAACGACAAAAGAUUGCAUAUGAUCUCAUAAACUUCGAUGCAGAACACUGCAAGGCUUUUGCUGCCGGUGAUGCUGCUCUAGCCAAGAACUUCGAUGAUAACAUUCGCUUCAUCUCUGGAGUAGGUGCAGAGUAUUCAGAGGGAAUGCUUAACAGGAAUAAGCAUAGCAUCCCAAACCGCCUACAGCCUGGGGCUCUUCAAGUCCCAGCAAAAGUGACUCGGUACAUUGACGCCAACCCAGUGGACAUUCAACUAGAUAUUCCCAUGUUAGGGCAAUUUCGGAUAUUCUUCUUCGCCCCAGAUGCCCUAGCGGCUCUUCCAUUCUUGCAAUCCAUUUGUGACGGAAUUGAUAAUGGUAGUCCAAUGGGAAGAAUAGCAUCACAAGCAAGCCAGUCUUACCUAAAGCAACCACGACGAGAAGCCCCAUCAGAUGCGUUUGCAAACCAUUCGAGGUACACCGCUGUAUCUGAUGCCUUCACAUUAUCCUUGGUGACAAAGUCUCCCAAAUCUCAAUUUGAGAUUGCGGACUUGCCGAAGCUACUCCAAGACAGUCGCUGGACAUUGUACCUUGACGAUGUUGAUACAUCAGGAUGCACCGAUAAGUGGUUCGGAGCUCUGCAAAGUACACAGUCUGGAAUUGUCAUUGUAAGGCCAGAUGGGUAUGUUGGGGCUAUUGAUACGUGGGAAUUUUCAGCCAGUGUUGAGGCAAAACGAUGGUUAGAGGAAUAUUUCGCAUUUCUCGUGUGA